UGUAACAAGCGAAGUUGACACGAUUCUCAUCCUGCAACUGAGAGUCUUGUAGAGCUGAGAUGAAGCAUGUUUCCAACUGUCGACAAGUGUCUCUUGUCUCUUGUCUGCAUCUGAACUGAGCUGGCCCCUCUAUCCGUCUACAGCGUAUAUCAUCUGUCACUUGUCACUCUCGCUCGGGAGACGGCUUGACACAUCCUUCAUUUCUCCCCUUUCAAUUGGAAUGUCUCACUGACCUUUUCUGCUUUCGCGUUGCCGUCGCUCCCCUUUCUGCUUCUGGUCUUCUGUCAUCUGGACCCUGUUCCUUUUUGGUCUUUGUUCCUGAUCGACCACGACCCCAUUUCGGCCCUGAGCCUUGACCUUCUUUUCUCUUUGCUAAAAAGGCUCUCCCCGUCACUCGGGCCAUCUUUCUUCGCAGUCCAACCCACAUAUUUCCCAGGCAACUUGGUCCUUGCACCUCAGUAGCAAAGUCCGUCCGCUCCUUCGUCACUCUUUGAUCGUUCAAGUCGUUCCCUCGUUCGCCCGUUACCACCUUGCCCUACGAACCGUUGCCUCAUCCACGAGCACGCAGACCACAUUCUCUAUUUCUGCCACGCUACGCUCCGCAACGCCCUCGACCUGCUGGCCAACGUCGAGAGCCUAAUACAGAAAAGGAAGAACCAUUGUUCCUCACCGUCCGUCCGGGUCUCUGUUUACUGUCGGGGAAAGAGAGAUAAGAAUGGCGGUUGUUGCACACAGAACUACUACUACUACUUCCUCUCCGUCCUCUCGAGUCCGAUUGUCUUUGCAGACCAUCUUCAGUCGCAACUUGAACCACCACCUCGUCUACCGCAAGAGCAGCUCGAGGUCGACAAGUGCCAUGAGUUCCUCGGCCUCCUCCACUACCUCGUCCGUCCGUCCGUCUCCCAGUGCAUCUUUCAGCAGCUUUCGGAGGGAACAGCAACAACACCAACAUCCCGUCGACCACUUGGGUGUAGUUGGCCUCUCGCCCAUUUUGGGUCCUGCCUCGUCCCCCUGCAGCUACAACUACAUUCGUCGCCAGCCGUCGGCCAUUGAUUUGGCUCUCGAGCAGGAAAAGUACGCCGAUCACACGGAGCUCGUGGGUCUGGGCCUUUUGGAACCUAGACCUAGAGCCAAUACGUCUUCUACUGUCGCUUCGACGUGUUCAAUGAUGGAGUUUAUGCACGAGUCUAUGCAGACGCCGGUUGUUCUGGAUGGCAUUUUCGAGGUGCUUGAACGGGCAUAACAGAUAUCUGGAUUGGUUUUAUACCAAUGGUCACCAGACGAAGGCAUUUUUUUCUCAGGGCAAUGGUGAUCAAGGUUCCGGUUCGUUCUGGUUCCUGGUGGACGGAUUGUACGAAGUCUAUGAAUGUUAUGUAUGAGUGAAAGAGAGUAGGAUAUUCGAUUCUCGGUAGCAGCUAGGGAUGAUUGGGUUUUGGGUCGGAUGGCACUGGAUAGGGCUGGACAGGAAGGACGGUAUAGGAAAGGACAGUGGUUAUCAACAUGCUCUUCCAUUGCGACAUAGGAUAUCUCUUGUGCUAUCGAUAGCACACAGUAAUGACAUAGGUGUCCACAACUUGAAGUCGAUGGACGAAUAUUCUGUCUACAAUCAACUGGACUGUACGUUCUCCUAGUAGGCUUCGCUUGAAAUCAAAGGGGGUUACGAG
This is a messenger RNA of Exophiala dermatitidis NIH/UT8656, 1664 nucleotides long. RefSeq lists its product as uncharacterized. Lineage: Eukaryota; Fungi; Ascomycota; Eurotiomycetes; Chaetothyriales; Herpotrichiellaceae. The transcript is spliced from 2 exons. The record is from RefSeq and is a predicted model, not a curated record. Bases 716 to 1243 code for a protein of 175 amino acids.